This is a messenger RNA of Panthera uncia (snow leopard), 3138 nucleotides long. It is a transcript of the gene HNRNPA0, whose product is annotated as heterogeneous nuclear ribonucleoprotein A0. The record is from RefSeq and is a predicted model, not a curated record. Gene Ontology annotation, molecular function: RNA binding. The transcript has a single exon. Bases 610 to 1533 code for a protein of 307 amino acids. NCBI's taxonomy places the organism in Eukaryota, Metazoa, Chordata, Mammalia, Carnivora, Felidae.
GGAACAGCCGCGGGGCUGGGAGGAAAUGAAUUGAGGAGGUGCGCGGGGAGCCGGGAGAGUCCCCGGUCAGGGCACACGGGGGAGCCAGGAAGUGAGAGCGAGGCUGUAGAGGCGGUGGCGGGAGCAGCGCAGGCCGAGGGCUUGAAUCGACCGCGGAGGGCGGGGAGUCCGUGACCGAGAGCGGCGCUGCGGCGCGGUAGGCGGGACUAGAGGGAGCCACGCAGGGAUUGGCGGGCAGUGCUAGGCUACCGUACGUCGGCGGUGACGCACGCCUCGGGGAGGGUGCGCGCGCGUUCAGCGGCCUCUUUGUGUGGUGCCCAGAUAGGGGAGCGGAGGUGGCGGUAGCGGCAGCGGCAGCGGCAGCGGCAGCGGCAGCCCUGGUUGUCUUCCAGUCUCCUCGGCUCGCCGUCUAGCCGGCACCUCUCCCCUCCCUCCCCCUUCCUCUUUUCCUCCUUCCCUCCCCUUCCCUUUUUCCCUUCCCCGUCGGUGACCGGCGGUGGCGGCUCCAGCAACAGCUGGGCCCAAGCUGUGAGGAGGCCUUAGCCAACGAUAACGGCGACGGCGAAACCUCGGAGCUCGCAGGGCGGGGGGAAGGCCCGGGCCGUGGAGAUGGAGAAUUCCCAGUUGUGUAAGCUGUUCAUCGGCGGCCUCAAUGUGCAGACGAGUGAGUCGGGCCUGCGCGGCCACUUUGAGGCCUUUGGGACUCUGACGGACUGCGUGGUGGUGGUGAACCCCCAGACCAAGCGCUCCCGUUGCUUCGGCUUCGUGACCUACUCCAAUGUGGAGGAGGCCGAUGCCGCCAUGGCCGCCUCGCCCCAUGCCGUGGACGGCAACACGGUGGAGCUGAAGCGGGCGGUGUCCCGGGAGGAUUCGGCGCGGCCCGGUGCCCACGCCAAGGUUAAGAAGCUCUUUGUCGGGGGCCUUAAGGGAGACGUGGCCGAGGGCGACCUGAUCGAGCAUUUCUCGCAGUUUGGCACCGUGGAAAAGGCCGAGAUUAUUGCCGACAAACAGUCCGGCAAGAAGCGUGGCUUCGGCUUCGUGUAUUUUCAGAAUCACGACGCGGCAGACAAGGCCGCGGUUGUCAAGUUCCAUCCGAUCCAGGGCCAUCGCGUGGAGGUGAAGAAGGCCGUCCCCAAGGAGGAUAUCCAUUCCGGUGGGGGCGGAGGCGGCUCCCGGUCCUCCCGGGGAGGCCGAGGCGGCCGGGGUCGCGGCGGUGGUCGAGACCAGAACGGCCUGUCUAAGGGCGGCGGCGGCGGUUACAACAGCUACGGUGGUUACGGCGGCGGUGGCGGUGGCGGCGGCUACAACGCGUACGGAGGCGGAGGAGGCGGUUCGUCCUACGGUGGAAGCGACUACGGUAACGGCUUCGGCGGCUUCGGCAGCUACAGCCAGCACCAGUCCUCGUACGGGCCCAUGAAGGGCGGCGGCGGCGGCGGCGGUGGCGGUGGCAGCAGCUGGGGAGGUCGCAGUAACAGUGGACCUUACAGAGGCGGCUAUGGCGGUGGGGGUGGUUAUGGAGGCAGCUCCUUCUAAAACAAAUCUAAAAAUGCCUGGGAGUGGCUAUAGGGGUAGCUCUUUUCAACAACCCAACUAGGGUCAACUCCUGAGUUCCUUCCUCUCCCACCGCCUUCCCCAUUUUGCCCUUGGGGGAGCCGCUUCUAUGGCUGCUUAUCCUUGGGGGUGUUGCCCUAUUUGCCUGCCACCUCUCUUGUCUCUCCCUCUGAAGAUGGACUCGGCCCCACAUACACAUUUUUGUGUUACAGUCAUUGAUGGACUCUAUUUUUUUAUUAUUACUUGGACCUUGGUCGUUUUUAUACUAGCAAAAUGUCUUGUUUUAAUUUGUGUUUUUUGGGGGGGAGGGAGUGAACUUGCUGAUUCUGUAGCAAAACCGGGGGGGGGGUGGGGGUGGGGGGGUAGUUUACUUUGUUGUAAGGACUUGAUACCUGGCUACAGCGUUUUCUAUGAAAUCUACUUGGAUCCCAUGCCUGAAAUUUGGAAGCAUAUGUACAAAAAUCAUUUUUACGUUUUAUUUUUAAUAAAUCAUUGUGUUUGACCGUAUAUGUCUAACAUUUUUUUUCUAGGAUCCAUUCCGUACCGUUUUAAGGGAUAUUAAAAAUUUUUCGUGUUAACUCUUAAUUCUUGAUGUGUACUUAGAGAAACUUUUAAAAGGUCCUUUGGUGGGUUGUUUUUUUGUUUGUUUUUGUUUUUGUUUUCUCUGUUGCCCUUCUAGUGACAUGUUGAAUUUUAAACCUUACAGGCAAAACUUUUGAAGUGGUGGAUGUAGCUUUUUAAAAUCUUUAAAGUUUCUGUGCAUCCAUCUCUUGUACUAAACGAUUUCCUUAUCAUCUUGACAUGGUUGGUCACUUCUUUCUAUGAGAAUUUACUUCAAAGUAUGUACUGUGUAGCUCGAAAGAAAUAGUUUGUGUUAAGCAUGUGUUUUCAUUCAUAUAAACUGUUUAAAGAUUUUCAGAUGGCCUAGUUUCAUCCCUCUUACUGGUUUGUCUGUAAUGAAUGGUUACAAAUAAGGGUUAUAUUUUACCCUUAAACUAAAUGCAUUUUUGUAUUUUCAGAGCAGAUUUAAACGUUUUUUCCUAUAGCUGAACUGUUGUCCUCUUGGAAAUCCUUCCCCCCACCUUUGUAGCACCAUCUACUGGCAGAAUGGCAGUGUAUCUGCAAAACAAUUUGUUAAAAAAUCUUGUUUAGGAUAAUUGCAUCAGUUUUACAAGUUUUGCCAUCAAAAAUCUGUUCAGACUUUGGUUACACAUUUUCUUGUAACUAAGAUGGGCUUUACGGGAAUGUAGUUAACAAUCCAUAUCACAAUUGCCCUUUCUACAUGAGAUUUGAAAAUGUAAACUGCUAUGCAUAGCUUGGGCAGUGGCCCCAAAUUGCUAUGACAACUAAUGAACCAGCUACAUGUACUGGUGUCUUAGGUGCAAGUUGUAAAGCAAAAUAUUUGUGUAUUCUGCUUGGUUAACAAAUGUAUAUUUGUAGCCCUUUCAUGCAAUAGAAUUCAAGUUGUUGUUUAUAAAAAAACAAAACAAAACAAAACAAUGAUAUAGGAGAAAAUUGCUUUCCUGGAUAGAAAUAUAGAAUAGCAACGUUUAUGGAUAUCACAAAUAAAGAAUUCAAUUCUUUACA